Messenger RNA from Cyphellophora attinorum, 612 nucleotides. RefSeq names its product Ribosome assembly factor mrt4. Gene Ontology annotation, cellular component: preribosome, large subunit precursor; nucleolus. The transcript has a single exon. Gene Ontology annotation, biological process: rRNA processing; ribosomal large subunit biogenesis; nuclear-transcribed mRNA catabolic process. Lineage: Eukaryota; Fungi; Ascomycota; Eurotiomycetes; Chaetothyriales; Cyphellophoraceae. The record is from RefSeq and is a predicted model, not a curated record. The coding region runs from base 1 to 612 and encodes 203 amino acids. Gene Ontology annotation, molecular function: RNA binding.
AUGCGCAACUCCUUCCUCAAAUCCGUCCGCAGCAGUUUCCCGGACUCCCGCAUAGUCAUGGGCAAGACAAAAGUCAUGCUCGUUGCUCUCGGCCGCGAUGUCGAGUCCGAGGUUGUGCCGGGCGUCAGUCGGCUGGGGAAAUAUUUGACUGGAGAGAUUGGGCUGCUGUUCACGGACCGAGAGGUCGAGCAGGUAGAGGCGGAGUUCGAGGGGUUCUGGAAUGCGGAUUAUGCGAGGAGUGGUGUUGUUGCGAGCCAAGAGGUUUGGGUCAGGCCGGGCGAGGUCAAGACUAUGUAUGGUGUGGAGGGCGGGGAGGAGGAUCCGUUGCCGCUGGCGAUUGAGCCGCACUUGAGAAAGCUGGGUGUGCCAACACGGAUUAAGGGCGGGAAAGUGGUGCUGGAGGAUGCGCCGGAUGGGGAUGAGGGGGCGAUGGAAGUUGAGGAGGGCGGGUACUUGGUCUGCAAGGAAGGGGAUACACUGGACUCGCGGCAGACGAGUAUUCUCAAGAUUUUGGGGGUGAGGAUGGCAGAGUUUCGGAUACAGCUGAAUGCGGUCUAUGAUCGGACGGGCGAGGAAGUGAAGGAGCUGGGCAGCCGGGAUGAUGGUGCAUGA